AUGUCUAAGCGCGGUAUUUCGAGAGUAUUUUGUCAUAAAACGAUUUUAUCGGAAAAACUCUUUAAAUUACGAAAUUAUUUGAAACGUCUAACGAUGAAUACGGGAAAAGUUCUCUCAAACGCCGACCUUGCACAGGCUGAAAAUUGUGUCGAAGCGAUGAACCUAAUGGUGCCGGGUCCUCUCAUUGGAAGCUCCUCGAAGCUCCUCGAGGUGGAUCUCAUCCGGGACUCAACCGAUCUCAAAGAUUCUGAUAGAGCUACUCAUCGCGCCUCACCCUCCAUUGCAACUUACCCAUCUUCUCAUCCCGAUGACGAAAACGGAGAGGAUAACCGCGAUGAUGAAAAUUCGAGCAAUUCAACGUCAGGGUCAAGCAGCCCAGCCACAGCCGACACCACAUUUGGCAUCGUUUCUUUGUUGGAAGUCGAUUCAACUGUUGAUGGCACGCCAAUUCUUCGAGACGAUGAGGUGGCGUUUAUCUCGUCAGCUGCAGCUUUUGUCUCACGAGAACGUCCAUUUAAGCGAUGCGUUAAGAAGGCCGAUUGCCGCAUGUUGCGCCGUCUCGGCUGGGGUGUUCGCGGCGUGGCAAAAUGGCAAAAUGCGUGGAAUGAGUAUCGACGGAGACAUCCAUAUCAUCAAAUUCUCGUUGAAGAGGAUCGAGAACAAUCGAAUUAUCUUACAAGGACCACGAGUGCUAUCAAAGAAAAUCUGACGGAAGUUUUUGUAGGAGCGAUCACUUCACUAACGCGUGGUGUGAGCAAGCUUGGCUUC
Molecule: messenger RNA, 768 nt
Organism: Mesorhabditis belari
Lineage: Eukaryota; Metazoa; Nematoda; Chromadorea; Rhabditida; Rhabditidae
Source: the annotation of a GenBank genome assembly